UUAAGGUGGAGUCUGUUUCAAUGGGCAGUCACAUGUCUUUUUGCCACCGUGAGAGAAAGCGUGUGAUAUAAAAUGACAGCAACCAUCAAACCAUUGACAGGAAAAUAAAGCAAACGGCGUCCUUCGCAGCAGAAUGUUAUCACAAGGUAUCCCUGCCAACCUACAACAAGGAUCGCUGGUUACCAGGGUGCCCGUUGCUAUAGACAACAUUAAAUGGAACGCUAACCAAGGUCAGUGGAUUCCACCAAUGAGAAGCUCUCGGAGUCAUUAAAGGUUUUGAAUCAACCAAUCAGCUGUAACAGGCGUUACGCCUGCCGGAAGAGCGGCUUUGCAAGACUUUCUGACCAAGGGGACAUGCUUAGGAUAAAUUCUUCAAUUAUUUAUAUCGAAAUUUUGGAUGUCUGGUUAUUCUCAUGAGUAAAGCGAUGCGAACCACUCCAGCCUCUCCUCCAUUGCACGUGCAUGUGUCUGACAAAACACCUGUGCAUGUGCAUGUGAAGCCUCAGAAGACCCCCUCACCCAAAAAGUCGAAGAAGAAGAUGGACCCUGAUGGUUUGCGGCCCACGCCAAAGGUCAAGACGCGCGUGCCAUGGAUACCACCUGGGAAGGUCCCCACCCGGACAUCUAUGUUCAAGUGGGAGGGACCAACACAUCAGCUGGAGAUCACCCCUCUGGCGGACCCCGAACCGACCUCUGGAGAGCUGCGCCUGGAGGACCUGUCGACUGACGAGGAGGAGGCUCUCCACGGCCGCAUCAGCCACUACGAGAGGAAGAUCGACAGCCUGAUGACGGAGGUUAGCUCGCUCAAGAGCGAGGUGGAGUUGCGCAGAAAGGAGCAGCUCCUGGAGCGUCAGUCUGAGAGGUUAAAUGUCACCCAGCGGGUCAUCGCCGAACAGGAAGCAGAACUGGCGGAGGUCACCAAAGAGCUGGAGGUCACGGAGAAGGAGAAUUCCCGCCUCCGAGUGUCCAUGGAGAAGAUGCUGGAGGAAUCCGAUUUAACUAGGCUGGAGAAGGAGAGCCUGGCGCAGGAGAAGGACCUGCUGCUGCGGAAGCUUCUGGAAGCGGAGAUGGACGGCACGGCGGCCGCUAAGCAGGUGUCGGCCCUCAGGGACACUGUCAGCCGCCUGUCCAGGAGCACCAGCGAACGCGGGGACAAGAGGAUGUCUGGCUCUGACUCCUCCCUCCUGGCUAAGCAGAAGGAGCUGCUACUGCAGAAGCUGGAGACUUUUGAGGGCACCAACCGGACCCUCCGCCACCUCCUCCGAGAGCAACACGGACGCGAGAUGGACUCAUUACGAAUGUUGGAGCAGAAAGAUUCUUUACUGAAGAAGGUUACAGACAUCGAGUCCGAAAAUUCACAACUUCGAGUUAAACUUGACGACAAAGAGAAAGAACUUGGUCAACUCACCUCACUUCUGGAAAAUGAGAAGGAGAAUGCCAAGACGACCAGUGAAUUGUCUAAAGUUCUAGAGUCCACACGGGCCCAUCUGCAGGGCCAGCUGAGGAGCAAGGAGGCUGACAAUAACAGACUGGGCGUUCAGAUCAAGAACCUGGAGCGUGCGGCCAGCCAGCAGCGUGGGGAGAUGGAGCACCUGCAGGGCCAGCUGAGGGAGCUGCGGGAGCGGGCAGACGCCGACAAGGAGGCCCUGAAGAGGGCCACGCGCGCACAGAAGCACCGCGCCGAGCGCAGCGAGGACACCGCCGGACAACUCAGCGCCCAGCUCAUGGAGAUAGAGGCUCAGCUGGCUGAUGCGGUGGCCGCUGCUGAGAACUGGAGCAACCGGCACGCCAAGGAGGUGAAGGACAAGAGCCAGAUGGAGAUGGAGAUCUCAGUACUCAACAGGAGGAUAGCAGAUCUAACCGAGCAGCUGCAGCACAUUGAGGAGAAGUCUCGAGCGGAGAGGGAGGGGCUGCUGGACCGGCUCCAUGGCCUCACCACCGAGAGCACCUCCGCCCGGCUGGAGAACCAGAGCCUGAAGGCUACUCUAAACACACUGGAGGAGAAGCUGGCUCUCUCCCAGUCUGAGGUGCAGCAGGUCAAGAGCUCGGUCAAGCAGUACGAGAGUCUGGUGGACAGCUACAAAUCACAGUUGCAGAAGACCCGUCUGGAGGCGGACGACUACAGUCUGCGGCUGGACAAGGCAGAGCGGGAGGCCAAGGCCAUGCGGGAGGAGCUGGACCAGGAGAUCGAGCAGGUGAAGAAGGGUCUGAUGGAGCGUCUGUCGGAGCUGGAGCCGCUGCCUGAGGCUCUAAGGCGGUCAGAGCUCCAGCUGCAGGAGGCUCGCGACCACGAGAAGAGCCAGGAGAGGAGGCUCACCGAGUUCACCAACGCCCUGGCAGACCUGCGCAUGAAGCUAGAGCAGCAGACGGGUCAGCUGGAGAUGGUGAGGCACAAGAACAUGGUGCUGCUGGAGGAAAACAAGCAGCUGCAGCACCGGGUGGAGGCCCUGGACCGCAAGCUAGAGGAGUCAGUUGCCCAGAACCGUGAGCUCAUGCAAGUGAUUGCCAAACGAGAGGAGACCAUUAACACCAAUCAGAUGCGCCUGGAGGACAAGUCUCGUGAGUGCACCCUCCUCACCCACCAAUUGGAGGAGGCCCUGGAGGAUGCCCGCAAGCAGGUGAAUCACACCAGAGAUAAAGCCGCGUCCAAGGAGAGGUCGACCCAGACCAAGGUUCUGGAGCUGGAGGCCCAGCUGAACAGAACCUCCACAGAACUGAGUCAGCUCCGGAGGACCAAAGAGGAGGCGGAGAGGCGAUACCAGAGCAGGCUCCAGGAUGUGAAGGAUCGUCUGGAGCAGUCAGACAGCACCAAUCGCAGCCUGCAGAACUAUGUGCAGUUCCUGAAGGCCUCUUACGCCAGCGUGUUUGGGGACUCAGCACUCACAGGCACAUUCCGGCCUCCGUCCCCAUUCUGAUGGAGACAUCCAGGAAAGACUCUCUUUCCUCUCUCUCUCUCUCUCUCUCUCUCUCUUUCUUGGUCUCAUCUUGCACCAUUAAGCAAGAUGGUAAACAAGACAAUAUGCAUGCCACGCAUGGCCCCUCUCUUUCUCUCUUCUUCUUCUUCU
Molecule: messenger RNA, 3065 nt
Organism: Engraulis encrasicolus (European anchovy)
Lineage: Eukaryota; Metazoa; Chordata; Actinopteri; Clupeiformes; Engraulidae
Gene: odf2a
Product: outer dense fiber of sperm tails 2a
Exons: 20
Coding region: 414-2915 (833 amino acids)
Biological process (GO): regulation of cilium assembly
Cellular component (GO): centrosome
Source: RefSeq, a predicted model, not a curated record